Molecule: messenger RNA, 1302 nt
Organism: Tigriopus californicus
Lineage: Eukaryota; Metazoa; Arthropoda; Copepoda; Harpacticoida; Harpacticidae
Exons: 2
Coding region: 247-1224 (325 amino acids)
Source: RefSeq, a predicted model, not a curated record
GGAAAAAGGAGGAGUGGAAGCAGCCUCCUCCAGUUGCUCUGUUCGCUCUGCUUCUCCUCUUCUUCCUCGCCUCUUCUUCCAAGUCUCAAUGAAGUUCUGGAGGGCAGUCGGUGGCAGUGAGUGGCCUCUCUCUUUUGGAGUUCCACAAAAAAUGAAGGAGUGGUGGCUUUCGCUCUGUACCCACACCCCGCUCUGUUUAAUGUUCGCCCUGAGUUAAAGGGUAAAGACAAAACCGAUUUGUGCACUAUGAAAUAUUGCUGUGGCUGCCUUCAACUCCGUCAAGCGGUGAGCUUGAUCGGCUUGGUAUUUUUCACCGUCUCCUUGGUGUUGUUCGUGGCCUAUCUCGUGUUCAUCGAAGACAUUCGCACCGGGUUGCUCAAUGACCAUUUUGGGAUUCCACCGUGUGAAAUGCCAUUGCUCGACGUGUUGGUCGACUCGUUGGUUGAAUAUUCCCUGGCCUCGAACCUCCUCCUUCUUUUUGGUGGCGUUAGCCGCUGGUUGCUCCUGCCAUGGCUCUAUGUCUAUGUCUUGAAUAUGGUGGCCAUGCUUGGGUUCUUUGUAUUCCUCUUGGUGUCUCCCAUCGCCUCGGGAACCAUGAUAUCCGGCGAUUCCACGGUCAACUAUGUCGUAGCUCUGGGUCUCCUGCUUCUGAUGACCUUGUUUCUUUACGCGUGGGCCAUUAUUCGAGCCCGAUUUGACGAGAUGAGCCUUGAAGAGCAAAAGAGCUCCACCCAAUUCUGUCGGGUCUCCAAUGGAUUCUUUGUACAGUGUGUGGGCGGGAUCUUUGCCAUUUCCAGCGCUCUUCUUCUCUUGGGCUAUUACGCCAAAUUGGACGAUGUCAUCAUCCGCAAGUUGUCGCAAAUGACCAAGAUCACCAACUUCAAUUUCAAGCCCAUCGUGUCUAGUUUCAUCAUCAGUAGCAUCGUCAUCAAUCUCAUGCUAAUCGCCGGCGGAUCUGGUUCCAAGUGGAGAAGAUGCUUGCUGGUUCCAUGGUUGAUCUUCUAUGGGCUUUUGGUCCUAUUUUGCCUCGGGACUCAUCAGUGGUUCACCACUCUCUGUUGGGUGGAAGAGAAGAUCUAUGGGCUGCUUUCUUUGAUUUUUGGAAUCAUCCUUCUCUGCCUUUGGACCUUGGUGUGGAUUGUGGCCGCUGAAGCCUCAGAGGCGGAGGAAGUUCAAACAACCACGUUCACAAACACAAAAUUGAGUAAUUUUCAUAGACUAUAGAUAACCAGUUACUGACAAUUGGCAUGACGUCUAAGAAUUGUACAAGAUAAAUAAAUGGAGACUUUCAAUGACUUGCUA